Manihot esculenta (cassava) is the source of this 1720-nucleotide messenger RNA. RefSeq names its product pectinesterase. The transcript has 2 exons. Bases 58 to 1707 code for a protein of 549 amino acids. The record is from RefSeq and is a predicted model, not a curated record. Gene Ontology annotation, biological process: cell wall modification. Gene Ontology annotation, molecular function: pectinesterase activity; pectinesterase inhibitor activity. Lineage: Eukaryota; Viridiplantae; Streptophyta; Magnoliopsida; Malpighiales; Euphorbiaceae.
AUAACUCAAAAAUUCUCAUUAUCCAAAAUCUUUCUCAUCAUCAGCUACUCCAUAACCAUGGCUUCCAAGUUUUCUGCCAUUCCCCUUCUUCUCAUACUCUUCUUCUCCCUCUCCCAUGCACGCUUCUCACCCAUCUUCACUUCUCCAGAAACUCUUUGCAAUUCCACGCCUCACCCUUCCUUCUGCAAAUCCUCUUUACCAUACAACAAUCCUGGAACCAUCCAUGAUUAUGCCAAGGUUUCCAUUUCUCAGUCAUUGACAAAUGCAAGAAACUUUCUUUCACUCGUUCAAUACUACUUGACACUUCCCUCUACUUCCUAUGAGUCCACCAUUCGAGCUCUUGAAGAUUGCCAGUUCCUAGCUCAGCUGAACAUAGACUCAUUAUCUUAUGCAUUUGAAACUAUUGAUAAUUCUUAUGAUCUUCCAGGGUCACAUAGUGAUGAUUUAUUAACCUUGCUUAGUGCCACUUUAACGAACGUGGAAACUUGCCUGGAUGGCCUUCAAUCCACCGCAUCAGCUUCAAGUAUCUUAAAGGCCUUCUCUGCACCUCUUUCUAAUGGCACUCAGUGUUACAGUGUCUCCCUCUCUCUUUUUCGCGGUGGUUGGGUUCCUAAGACAGCAGAAGGUAGAUUGUUAACAGAAAGAAAGAGCAUAAACUUCCCCAACUUUGAAAAGGGUGCCAGAAAGUUCUUGCCUUUACAGUCUACAAAUGGAAGAAAACUCCUUGAAAGAUUUACAGAUGGUGUUUCAGUGAGCAAAAUGGUGGUGGUGAAUCCGUAUGGAAAUGGAGAUUUUGCUACUAUAACCGACGCUGUGAAUUCUGCGCCUAAUAACACAGGUAGCGGCGACGGAUAUUUUGUCAUUUACGUAGUUGCUGGGGUUUAUAACGAGUAUGUUUCUAUUCCAAAGAACAAGAAAUAUUUGAUGAUGAUCGGAGACGGCAUUAACCAGACUAUCAUCACCGGCAACAGGAGUGUCGUUGAUGGCUGGACUACAUUCAAUUCUUCAACAUUUGCUGUCGUCGGGAAAGGAUUUGUUGCAGUGAACAUAACAUUUCAGAACACAGCAGGAGCUAUUAAGCAUCAAGCAGUAGCAGUUAGAAAUGGAGCUGAUUUAUCUGCAUUCUACAACUGCAGCUUUGAAGGGUAUCAAGACACCUUAUAUACUCAUUCUCUCAGGCAAUUCUACAGGGACUGCGAGAUAUACGGCACCAUAGAUUACAUAUUCGGCAACGCCGCAGUCGUCUUCCAGAACUGCAAGAUUUAUUCGAGACUUCCCUUAAGUGGCCAGUUCAAUACAGUGACUGCACAAGGCAGAACCGAUCCUAACCAAAACACAGGCACUUCAAUACAAAAUUGCUCUAUAUUAGCAGCUGAGGACUUGGCCUCAAGCAAUGGCACUACAAAAUCUUACCUGGGGAGGCCAUGGAAGGAGUAUUCAAGAACAGUUGUGAUGCAAUCUUUCAUUGAUAGCUUGAUUGAUCCUUCUGGUUGGGCUCCAUGGUCUGGAGAUUUUGCACUUGAUACACUUUAUUAUGCAGAAUUUGAUAAUACUGGUCCAGGAUCAAAAACUACUGAAAGAGUUACGUGGCCUGGUUAUCAUUUGAUCAAUGCCACCGACGCGGCUAACUUCACCGUUUCCAACUUCACACAAGGAGAUGUCUGGUUGCCGGCGACCGGAGUGCCCUAUUUUGAUGGUUUGCUGUGAAUUAAAUUUUCUA